Molecule: messenger RNA, 657 nt
Organism: Paracoccidioides brasiliensis Pb18
Product: mitochondrial inner membrane protease ATP23
Exons: 3
Coding region: 1-657 (218 amino acids)
Biological process (GO): mitochondrial proton-transporting ATP synthase complex assembly; mitochondrial protein processing
Cellular component (GO): extrinsic component of mitochondrial inner membrane
Molecular function (GO): metalloendopeptidase activity
Source: RefSeq, a predicted model, not a curated record
AUGGAGGAAAGUAAACCAUCAGCCGCCAAUUCGGGCACAGUGCGGCCAGCCAAAGACACCGGCUUCACACCAGGCGACGACAUAUGGACGCAGAUGAAGAACAUGUUCUCGAUCCUGACGGGGAAGAUGACAGACGAAGGACGGGAACAGUUUCUACUCGCGCGAGACAUUCGAAACGAGGAAAUCGAUUGUAAACGCUGUGAGGACCAGCGCGACUAUCUUAUAAAAUACAGCCCUAUAAUUCGCUUUCUGCAAGACAACAUCAAGCAGCUAGGGGGGGAUAUAUCUAGCUACAACAUCCAUUGCAGACGCUGCACACAGAGACAAGCCGGCGGGUUUGACCCAGAAUACGGCAUACGGAUAUGCGCCAACGCUAUGAAGGACCAGGGUCACAUAGAGGACACCAUGGCGCAUGAGAUGAUACAUGCCUACGACCACUUGCGAUUCAAGUUGGAUUGGACAGAUAAUUUGAGACACGCGGCUUGUGCGGAGGAGUCUAAACGUGUCCUACAUUUAGAUCCGAGCAAGUUCAUUAAGCGGAGAGUGCAGAUGGGCAAGAGAGUUCUUCCGGCGCGGCCAGUGGAAGUUAACACAGCAGCAUCAAGAGUGUGUGCGGCGUCGGGCGGCGCUAUCAGUCAUGGCCAGGCCGGCUUGUAA